AUGGCGGGAAACUCCCUAAUCCCUCCGGCGAUUAUGCUCGCGAUGCUUCUCCUUAUUUCACAGGAGACUCACGCCGGUCACGACUACCGCGACGCUCUCCGCAAGAGCAUCCUUUUCUUCGAAGGUCAACGCUCCGGUAAGCUUCCACCAGACCAACGCCUUAAAUGGCGCCGUGACUCCGCCUUACGCGACGGUUCCUCCGCCGGCGUGGAUUUAACGGGAGGCUACUACGACGCUGGAGAUAACGUAGCGUCAGGUUCUUUAUCGUUUUUGUUACUAACAUACUCUAAUUACCUAAGUCACGCCAAUAAGGUAGUGGCAUGUGGCGAAUUCAUCGCUUCUCCUGCUCUUCUCCGUCAAGUUGCCAAGCGUCAGGUGGACUACUUACUAGGAGAUAAUCCGAUGAAAAUGUCGUACAUGGUUGGGUAUGGUUCGAGGUUUCCGCAGAUGAUUCACCACCGUGGUAGCUCGGUUCCUUCAGUCGUGGACCAUCCUGGUCGUAUAGGGUGCAAAGACGGUUCUCGUUACUUCCUCAGCAAUAAUCCUAAUCCUAAUUUGCUAAUUGGCGCCGUCGUUGGUGGGCCUAAUAUCACUGACGAUUUUCCUGAUUCGAGACCUUACUUUCAGCUGACUGAGCCCACGACUUAUAUCAACGCACCUCUUUUGGGCCUUCUUGGUUACUUCUCGGCCCAUUCGUGA
Molecule: messenger RNA, 699 nt
Organism: Arabidopsis lyrata subsp. lyrata
Lineage: Eukaryota; Viridiplantae; Streptophyta; Magnoliopsida; Brassicales; Brassicaceae
Product: endoglucanase 4-like
Exons: 2
Coding region: 1-699 (232 amino acids)
Biological process (GO): carbohydrate metabolic process
Molecular function (GO): hydrolase activity, hydrolyzing O-glycosyl compounds
Source: RefSeq, a predicted model, not a curated record